Molecule: messenger RNA, 828 nt
Organism: Eimeria necatrix
Lineage: Eukaryota; Apicomplexa; Conoidasida; Eucoccidiorida; Eimeriidae
Exons: 2
Coding region: 1-828 (275 amino acids)
Molecular function (GO): nucleic acid binding
Source: RefSeq, a predicted model, not a curated record
AUGCUGCGUACAUAUAUCAGAUCUGAUGAACGCGAGUGGGAGCGUUUGCUUCCAGCCUUGGAACUUGCCUACAACACAACAAGUCAUUCAUCCACAGAGCUCUCUCCUUUCGAGGUCAUGAUUGGAGAAAACCCAUUGAUUGCGGCGGAACUUGAUGUCGUAGGCGCGUUAGCUCCUACACUCACUCCUCCCAUGACUAAGCUUUUUCGGCAGCUCUGCGACAGAGCGCAGAGUCACAUCCUGAAGGCGAAAUGGCAGCAGAAGUAUUACGCAGACACAAAGCGUCGAGCAGUGGAAUACGCAGUGGGAGAUAAGGUCUGGCUCAGCAGCAAGCACCUACCGCCUUUCAACAGCUGCCCUAAGCUCGAGCCCCGCCACCGCGGGCCCUUCGAACUCUUCGAACGUAUAGGAACUGUUGCUUACCGUCUCGCUCUGCCUCCCACUUAUGAAUGCCAUGAUGUUUUCCACGUUUCGCAGCUAGUUCCCCACCGCUCCCGCCCUCCCGCUUUGGUUCCCUCGGCAGCCGAUGCUGCCUGGCCUCCUAUGCACGAUGCAGCAGGCAAUCCCACAGAUGAAUAUGAAGUCGACUAUAUUAUGGACCAACGCGGCUCGGGAGAUGCAGCCCAGUACCUCGUGAAGUGGCGCGGGACCCCUGAAGAGCAAGCCACAUGGGAACCAGCUAACCAUCUUACCACUCGCUGUCGUUUUACGCAUACUGUUUGCCCUUCCACUGUUACGAAAGCCAACUCCGAAUGGAGCAGCUGGAGCUCUGGACGACGGUCCAGCUACAAAGCUAGCAUUGGCAGAAUCCGGAGAGCACAAAUGUGA